Anguilla anguilla (European eel) is the source of this 3412-nucleotide messenger RNA. Its product is annotated as bone morphogenetic protein receptor type-1A-like. The record is from RefSeq and is a predicted model, not a curated record. Gene Ontology annotation, molecular function: ATP binding; transforming growth factor beta receptor activity, type I; SMAD binding. The coding region runs from base 642 to 2243 and encodes 533 amino acids. Lineage: Eukaryota; Metazoa; Chordata; Actinopteri; Anguilliformes; Anguillidae. Gene Ontology annotation, cellular component: signaling receptor complex; plasma membrane. The transcript has 13 exons. Gene Ontology annotation, biological process: cellular response to growth factor stimulus; BMP signaling pathway; protein phosphorylation.
UCGUGGCUGUAGCGACAAUUCCCUCCCAUCCCCUUGGCUCCUAUCUCGCGCUAUCUGCUCGGUAAGAGUCCGGGGCGCUAGGACUGCACUGAUUGGAGGGGUCGGGACACAGUUGAUCACGUUUAUGCGUUUGGUUGGAAUGUUCCCCCUGCAAGAGGCACAGCCACGAAAGUGAGAGAAAGAAAGCAAGAUACGGUGGAACACAGCACUUCUUUAAGCUCCCCCAUACAACAUUUUCCAUGGGAAUUAUCUGUCGUUGCUACAGUUGUAUGUACAUUUCCAAGUUGCAACAAUACAAAUAUUUGGCUUGUAAGACAGCUAAGUUUGGAGAACGGAUUUAAAAACGAAUAGGCUAUUGCACUAGAAAGGUUUUUAUGGUACUGUGCUGCCUGAUCUUCACCGUCCACUGUUGGAAUGACAUCAAUCUGGACGCAGAUGAGAGCAACCAGUGCUGUUCCUUCUUCUUGGAUGUCUUCGGCUCCUUAAUGAGGAUUGUGGACGAGAAGAACCAGUGAGAAGAUAGCUUUCGUUUUUCUGCGCUCUCAUAAAGCUCCACCCCUUCCAUCUUUGGGCGGGGCCUUGAUAACUCCCCCACAGGCCAACCGUGUUGCGGGAUUACGAAACUCCAGUUUCUUAGCGGGAUGGCGGGAAUUCUGGCCCACGUCACCGUUCUAGGAGCCUGCUUCUUCCUCACACUCCGGGCAGAAGGCGGACAGGACCCGGACUACGUGCUCCAGGGCACAGGGGUGAAGCACAGUCCCGGCCCCUGGAGGGCCCCGGGGCCCGGGGAAGGCGGGACGCUGUCCCCCGAGGAUGCCCCGCGGUUCCUCAGCUGCUACUGCUCUGGCCACUGCCCCAAGGACGCCACCAACAGCACCUGCAGGACCAACGGGCAAUGCUUCGCCAUCAUAGAGGAGGACGAGCAGGGAGAGGCCGUCCUGAGCUUCGGCUGCGUGAAGUACGAAGGCUCCCACUUUCAGUGCAAGGAUUCUCCGCUCGCCCAGGCCAGACGGACGAUCCAGUGCUGCCAGACGGACUUCUGCAACCGGGACCUGCAGCCUGAGCUCCCCCCGGCCGUCACACGAGACCCGCUGUUUUCCAGCGCACACUGGAUCGCCAUUUUGAUCUCGGUGACGGUCUGCUGCUGCACCCUCAUCGCCGUCAUGGUGGUCUGCUAUUACAGGUACAAGUGGCAGGCGGAGAGGCGGCGGUAUCAGCGGGAGCUGGUGCGGGACGAGGCCUUCAUCCCAGCAGGAGACUCACUGAAGGACCUGAUGAGCCAGUCGAGCACGGGCAGCGGGCUGGGCCUGCCCUUACUGGUGCAGCGCACCAUCGCUAAGCAGAUCCAGAUGGUGCGGCAGAUCGGGAAGGGCCGGUACGGCGAGGUGUGGCUGGGCCGCUGGCGGGGGGAGAAGGUGGCCGUCAAGGUGUUCUUCACCCGCGAGGAGGCCAGCUGGUUCCGCGAGACGGAGAUCUACCAGACCGUCCUCAUGAGACACGAGAACAUCCUGGGGUUCAUCGCGGCGGACAUCAAGAGCACGGGCGCCUUCACGCAGCUCUUCCUCAUCACGGACUACCACGAGAACGGCUCGCUGUACGACUACCUGCGCUGCACCACGCUGGACGGCCGCGGCCUGCUGCGGCUGGCCUACUCCGCCGCCUGCGGCCUCUGCCACCUGCACACCGAGAUCUACGGCACGCAGGGCAAGCCCGCCAUCGCCCACCGCGACCUCAAGAGCAAGAACGUCCUCCUCAAGAAGAACGGCGCCUGCUGCAUCGCCGACCUGGGGCUGGCCGUCAAAUUCAACAGUGAAACCAGCGAGGUGGAUGUCCCGCUCAGCUCGCGGGUGGGUACCAGGCGAUACAUGGCCCCAGAGGUGCUGGACGACAGCCUAAACAAGAACCAGUUCCAGGCGUACAUCAUGGCCGACAUCUACAGCUACAGCCUAAUCGUCUGGGAGAUGGCCCGCCGCUGCGUCACAGGAGGUAUAGCAGAGGAGUACCAGCUGCCGUACAGCGGCAUGGUGCCGGCAGACCCCUCCUUCGAGGAUAUGAGGGAAGUGGUUUGCGUGAAGGGCCUGAGGCCCACCGUGUCCAACCGCUGGAGCAGCGACGAGUGCCUCCGGGCUGUUCUGAAGCUGAUGUGCGAGUGCUGGACGCAGAGCCCCGCCUCCCGGCUCACCGCCCUGCGGGUGAAGAAAACCCUCGCCAAGAUGGUGGAGUCUCAGGACAUCAAGAUAUGAGGCGGGUCCGUUUCGCUCCCGGGCGGACGGAACUGCCAGCUCGGGGCGUGGUUUCUGAUGUCACGGCUGCGAGGGAUCCAGGCUUCACCUCAAGGAAAAGGAAAAGGGGGGGUGGGGAUGAGGGAGGUGGAGAGGGGCGAGCCUGACUGUGGCGGCUCCUCCCACCCUUCGUAUACGGCGCUGGCUCUGGCGCCCCCUGCUGGACGGCACUUUGUGGACCAUGUGUUAGACAGUCAGGCGCGUUGCUCCAUGGACCCAGAGUGCUGUCAGCACAGGCUCCCCCUCCCUUUUCUGAACUCACACUCUGAGGACCAGAGUGACAUCAGUGCUUUCUGUGAAAGCCGCAUGUUAAAUCAAGCAGGAGGAUGUAUACACACACACACACAGGAGGAACGCGGGAAACGAGUCGGAGAGGAGUCAUUCGAUCCCGAGUCCGGGCCUUUCGUUUGGCCUCGCAGUCGACCCCGUUGGGCGCGGUUGGCCCCUGGCAGCUAUGAGGAGUGGCGAUCUUUGGUCCCGUCAAAAUGACUCUCGCCGUGUGUCACAUUCACAUUCCACAGAGCUUCACCAGAAGUGAAAGAUAAUGGCUUCUCUAUAAAGACAACUGUCGGUGGCGGUUGGUCAAAAAAAAAUAAUUCUGUGUAAUGUGUAAAGUUGCUGGGAGAAUGAGAUAUGUGUGUGAGACCCGUCCUUGGCACAGGCCACAUUUGAGUAGGUAAAUGCUGUCACGCUGGUGUCUCAGUUUUACUGACGGUAAAAUCAUUUGUUUAAAAACCAGCCCUUUCCUCCAGUCCUCAACACUUCCUUUGAUGAUUUUCCACGUGGUAACAGCAGGUUCCGCUUGUGCCAUACUCUAGAUAUGGAUGCUUUGUGUGCAGCCACACCCCUUCAUGAAUAUUUAAAAAGGCACCCGGAAGUCCAUCUGAUUGGUCCAGGCAGACUGUAGCGUGUAUAUAUGCAUGUAUGUAUGUCUGUCUGUACACACAUCACAUGAGCCCCGAUUACUGAUAAAAUCACACAGUGAAUAAUGCUGAGUGUGUGUCACAAACAAUAUAACAAUUUAAUUUAAUCAAGUGUGUAAUAAAAGAGGCAAAUACAAUGCAUAAUAUUUGUUACAUUUUAUUUAACAUUUUGAAUGUAAGCUCUGGGGGGGAAAAAUGUAACAAAAA